GAGAAAAAUGGUGAGGAGACCAUGUUGUGAAAAGGAAGGGAUGAAAAAAGGGGCUUGGUCUGCUGAAGAAGAUGAAAUCCUCAUCAACUAUGUCCAGAUUCAUGGUGAAGGCAAGUGGAGAAGCGUUGCUCAUAAUGCUGGUUUGAAGAGAUGCGCCAAGAGUUGCAGGCUUAGAUGGUUGAACUACUUGAGACCCAACAUCAAACGAGGCGACAUCACCAAGGACGAAGAAGAACUCAUCAUCCGGCUCCACCGCCUUCUCGGCAACCGGUGGGCCUUGAUCGCGGGGAGGCUUCCAGGACGAACGGACAAUCAGAUAAAGAACUACUGGAACACCGUCCUCGCCAAGAAGUGUGGAUCUUUGUCAUCCCAGUCUUGUACGAGCAAACCGAGCCGCGAAGCGGAAACUUCGCACUUCCGAAGUCGCGGGUCGAUGAAUGGUUCCGAUCAAGUUGAUGCAGACCAGCCAUCCCUGGCCAGCAUGCGCGGAAUUCCUAUUCCGCCCCAAAACGAACAGCACUGUUUGGCGGACAAAAGCACGGGCUUGAUGAAUAGCAGCAGCAGCAUCGGCAGUCAAGGCUUGUUCUCUUCACUUCUGGCCGGAGAUGACCGCGACGAGGAUCAUCUGAGCUUUCUGAUGAACAUCGAUACCGACGAAGAUUUCAGUUCAAGGUUAUUUCCCGAUAGUACAAUAGUGAAUGAAGACAACAGCUCUGACAUAUUUGGUGGGCUUGAAAAGAAUAAUGUCGUGUCCUCAUCUCCUUCCGUUGACACUUCCCAUGAUCAAGUAGCCAGGGUUGAUACUGAGGUGAUGUAUGAUCAGCAACCGUCGCUACAUGUGGAGCUGAAGAAGCUGGCUUUGUUUCUUGAUUUGGAAGAUGAUUGA
Molecule: messenger RNA, 886 nt
Organism: Rhodamnia argentea
Lineage: Eukaryota; Viridiplantae; Streptophyta; Magnoliopsida; Myrtales; Myrtaceae
Product: transcription factor MYB1-like
Exons: 3
Coding region: 8-886 (292 amino acids)
Source: RefSeq, a predicted model, not a curated record